This is a messenger RNA of Homo sapiens (human), 2485 nucleotides long. It is a transcript of the gene DYNC1LI1, whose product is annotated as dynein cytoplasmic 1 light intermediate chain 1. NCBI's taxonomy places the organism in Eukaryota, Metazoa, Chordata, Mammalia, Primates, Hominidae. The transcript is spliced from 13 exons. Gene Ontology annotation, cellular component: cytoplasm; spindle pole; recycling endosome membrane. Gene Ontology annotation, biological process: microtubule-based movement. The coding region runs from base 89 to 1660 and encodes 523 amino acids. The record is from RefSeq and is marked reviewed.
AUAUCCGGGUUCCCGCCGCCUCCACCGCCACCGCCUCAGCCGCCUCGCACAUUUAGUCUUGCCGGGAGUGGUGUGAUUCCCGACCAAGAUGGCGGCCGUGGGGCGAGUCGGCUCCUUCGGUUCUUCUCCGCCGGGAUUAUCCUCGACUUACACUGGCGGCCCCUUGGGCAACGAGAUAGCGUCGGGCAACGGUGGCGCCGCGGCAGGCGACGACGAGGACGGGCAGAACCUUUGGUCCUGCAUCCUCAGCGAGGUCUCCACCCGCUCGCGCUCCAAGCUCCCUGCGGGGAAGAACGUGCUACUGCUGGGUGAAGAUGGAGCUGGAAAAACAAGCUUAAUAAGAAAAAUUCAGGGAAUAGAGGAGUAUAAGAAAGGAAGAGGAUUGGAAUAUUUGUACUUAAAUGUGCAUGAUGAAGACAGGGAUGAUCAAACAAGAUGUAAUGUUUGGAUCUUAGAUGGAGACCUAUAUCACAAAGGCCUCCUUAAAUUUUCACUGGAUGCCGUAUCUCUGAAGGAUACUCUAGUUAUGCUGGUUGUUGACAUGUCAAAGCCUUGGACUGCUUUGGAUUCUUUACAGAAAUGGGCAAGUGUUGUUAGAGAACAUGUUGACAAACUGAAAAUCCCUCCUGAAGAAAUGAAACAAAUGGAACAAAAGUUGAUUAGAGACUUCCAAGAAUAUGUAGAGCCAGGAGAAGACUUCCCGGCUUCUCCCCAGAGAAGAAAUACUGCGUCACAAGAAGACAAAGAUGACAGUGUAGUUUUACCUCUGGGUGCGGAUACACUUACACAUAACUUGGGCAUUCCAGUACUAGUAGUUUGCACAAAGUGUGAUGCCAUUAGUGUAUUGGAGAAAGAACAUGACUACAGAGAUGAACAUUUUGAUUUUAUUCAGUCACAUAUCCGGAAGUUUUGUUUACAGUAUGGUGCAGCACUUAUUUACACUUCAGUAAAAGAAAACAAAAAUAUAGACUUAGUAUAUAAAUACAUCGUUCAGAAACUAUAUGGAUUUCCCUAUAAGAUUCCUGCUGUUGUUGUGGAAAAGGAUGCAGUAUUUAUUCCAGCAGGGUGGGAUAAUGAUAAGAAAAUAGGAAUAUUACAUGAAAAUUUUCAAACAUUAAAAGCAGAAGAUAAUUUUGAAGACAUCAUAACUAAACCACCUGUUCGAAAGUUUGUACAUGAGAAGGAAAUUAUGGCAGAAGAUGAUCAGGUGUUUCUUAUGAAGCUACAGUCCCUUUUAGCAAAGCAACCACCAACUGCAGCUGGAAGGCCUGUGGAUGCCUCACCAAGAGUCCCAGGAGGCUCCCCACGAACACCAAAUAGAUCUGUAUCAUCUAAUGUUGCCAGCGUGUCACCCAUUCCUGCUGGGUCAAAAAAAAUUGAUCCAAACAUGAAAGCUGGAGCUACAAGUGAAGGCGUUCUGGCAAAUUUCUUCAACAGUUUGUUGAGUAAAAAGACUGGCUCUCCAGGAGGCCCUGGUGUGAGUGGUGGUAGCCCUGCAGGUGGGGCUGGAGGUGGAAGCAGUGGUUUACCACCAUCCACCAAAAAGUCAGGCCAGAAGCCUGUCUUAGAUGUUCAUGCAGAACUAGACAGAAUUACACGAAAACCAGUUACAGUUUCUCCCACAACACCUACAUCUCCUACGGAAGGAGAAGCUUCUUGAAGAUACCAAAUAAAGCCAUUUAUUCUGUUUUCUGGGAUAAUGUAAACAUGCCUCUGCCUUUUCCUUCAAAAGUGGAAUUAGAAAGCUGGAGUGCUUCUUCAGAUGGACUAAAUUUAUGUCGUGUGUGUGUGUGUGUGUGUGUGUGGUUACCCAUUUUUUAGAAGGAGCCGUACAGAAGAAAAAUUAUUCUACAUUAUGUAGGAUUGCUGUUUGCAUUGCCAUUUUGCAUAAGAAAGUAAUUUUUGAUUUUGAAAAUCUCAAAACUUUUAGAUCUGAAAUACAGCCAUGUGAUCGAUCAUAUUCUAAAGGCUAUUUAAAACAUGUAAAAGGAUUUGGGGAACGGCAGAAAACAUGCAGUUUGGGCAUUUGACUGACUUGGAAGUCUAAGCUUAUUUUAGUUAUAACUAUUAAAAUCAUUUUUAAAAAUUUGUUAGUUUUGCUGACAGAGAAAAAUCGUCAGUUGUCAGAUUUUGCACACCACAAUAAAUGUACCACCACACACGGAAUAUGCUAAGAAAACUAUCAGAUAGCGUUUGAUACACUAGUCAUUGUCUCAAUCACUGAUCCUGUAAGUUGUCAUCAAAAUAUGAUUUAGAAAUAUUGGCCAAGGUGUUGCUUUAACUGAGGAGAAAAGAAAGCACACUGCCUAAAUGUGUAAAAGAAAAAUGCAGAGGUUAUUAAAAUGUAAAGAAGUAACAAUCUUUGGAUUUGUCUAUACAUAUAUAUAUAUAUAUAUGGCUUUGCCUUAAUAUACCCCCUUUUUUGUUUGUGACUUUCAACUGUAAUCAGUUAAUAAAGUAUUUAUUCUCUGCAUUCAGGUUCAAA